AUGAUUUAAAUCUAAAUACAAUUAAUAAUAAAUUGUUAAUUUAAAAUGCAUAAGUAAAAACUAUCAAUUAUGGCCCUUAAAAUUUUGUUGAUAGAAAUGUUGUAGGGUGCCAAACUAUAUAAAAAACGAUCGGUUUUAACUUUUUAACAAAUAAAAUAGAAUUUGAGUUAAGCACUUAAUAAAAUAUAUAAUAUAGCCUCUUUAAAGUUUAUGUAGAGUACCACUUGUUAGUUUUGCAGAAUAAUUAAGGAGGAUUUGUAAUUUAUGACUACAUAGAAUAAUAGAUAGUUUAUAGUGAAGAAAACAAAUACUAGCUGUCAUAAUUUGAAUUGA
Messenger RNA from Tetrahymena thermophila SB210, 333 nucleotides. RefSeq lists its product as hypothetical. The transcript has a single exon. NCBI's taxonomy places the organism in Eukaryota, Ciliophora, Oligohymenophorea, Hymenostomatida, Tetrahymenidae. The record is from RefSeq and is a predicted model, not a curated record.